Acyrthosiphon pisum (pea aphid) is the source of this 759-nucleotide messenger RNA. RefSeq lists its product as uncharacterized. The record is from RefSeq and is a predicted model, not a curated record. The transcript is spliced from 2 exons. The coding region runs from base 154 to 657 and encodes 167 amino acids. Lineage: Eukaryota; Metazoa; Arthropoda; Insecta; Hemiptera; Aphididae.
ACCUAAUUGUAAUUUCUAGGCAACAGUGCAUAAUAAACAGUUUAGUUUUACAGCAGUCUUAUAGAGAAGACAUUUUUAAAAUCCAUUUACUCAAAGCUAAUUUUUAAAAAGUUAACUCAUCUUUCAAAACUCAUCAGAAUAAUAUUAUACAAAAUGGCAAAGAAAGUAGGAGACUCGGCUGAACUUAACUACGACAUGAACUACAAUUUGUUUCUGUUGAAGACUUCUAUGCAGAAUUUGAAAACAGCACAGGAAAAACACAGCGUGAACCGUUGGGUGCACAAACUGUUGGCGAGCAAUAAGACGGUAGCAGAGAUGAAGCUCCGAAACGAUUUCAUGUUCCACUUGGUGACGGCCGUCCAGGAGGGCGAGAUCAAGGCACCAUUCAACCAGUAUCCACCUUCGUUACCCCUCAGCAGUCUAACGUACCUUCUGACGGGUAGCUCACCCAGUGCUAGUGGCAAGGACGGAAAAAAAGGCGCUGGUGCCUGGGAAUGUGAUCUAUCCAGCGAAGACACUGAAAAGCCCAUGUUGUACAGGCAAUCACCCGACGGCGGUGCAUUUUUGGCCGCACAACCUGUACCUAAGUGUGGAGCGUUCUGUUACUUAGCCGUGGUCAGUAAGCCACCGGCGAAGGACGAAAAGCCGAAGUUGUAAACGUGACACGAGGAACGUACCUACCAUGUAUGGUUCAUAUAUAUUUAUAUAUAUUGUACCUAAAAUAAAUUUAAUUUAUUAAAACAUUUGCUUCAGUACCUA